CGGCCUGCGAGAACCUUCCACUGUAUCCUACCACUCUCCCUGCCCACGAUCCGCUACGGACGACUCCACCCUCAGGCUAGGACAACUCCCACCCAGUCGCAGAGAAAAGCGUACAGAGGCCGCCAGUCCAUUUCACACUUCCGCAAACUUCGACCGGAUUCGCGCAUUUCCACCAAGUAUAAAAAGUAUAAAAGAUGCCUCUUCUAUCCAACGACGGGUUCCUAUCCCAACUGAAUACCUUAUAUAGCUCCGCCAAGGCGUCUGGGACCGUCUACGUGACCAUGAAACGAUAUGCAUAUGAGGAACAGAAGCAAAAACGGAAAGACGAGAAGUCAGGAGCUUCUGCUCCAAUACCAUCGUCAUCAUCGGAAACAACGUCAUCGACCUACCCAUGCCUCAUCCGCGCCGUCUGCAGAAAUUCCAAGAUAAGCACUCUGGUACAACCACAAGACACAGACCGCUUCCACGACGCCUACACCAACAUUGUGCGAUUACACAUGGACUCGCUGAAAAAGAAGGAGCGUGUCAAGAAGGUUAAGAGCAAAGCGAAGGCAAAGGCGAAGGAUGCGAUGCAGACAUGAAAUAUGGGGAAUGCAGUGUGGGUCUGGAGAAGCGGCUGCGGCUUAAAGUUGCGGGUGUAUUCAGCGUGGGAAAACGGAUGGGAUUUGGUCGUACUUGAAGAUGCGAAAGGUGCCCAAGAGGAAUUGAAGCGCUGUGACGGAAAGAGAGCUUGAUAUUAUGUAUGCAGUGGAAGCACUUGAUGCGCAUGCGUAUGCCCUCCGUAACACAGGAGUUGGAAGGAUGGAAAGAAAGGAAACAUCUACAUAUGUAUUUGGAAUGGACCCGCUGUGGGCUUUUCACCGCAUGAAAUCACAUCGAUGUACUCGG
Fimicolochytrium jonesii is the source of this 888-nucleotide messenger RNA. RefSeq names its product signal recognition particle, SRP9/SRP14 subunit. The record is from RefSeq and is a predicted model, not a curated record. Gene Ontology annotation, biological process: SRP-dependent cotranslational protein targeting to membrane. Bases 195 to 581 code for a protein of 128 amino acids. Gene Ontology annotation, cellular component: signal recognition particle, endoplasmic reticulum targeting. The transcript has 4 exons. Gene Ontology annotation, molecular function: 7S RNA binding; endoplasmic reticulum signal sequence receptor activity. NCBI's taxonomy places the organism in Eukaryota, Fungi, Chytridiomycota, Chytridiomycetes, Spizellomycetales, Powellomycetaceae.